CCGCGCAGGCGUAGUGGGUCCGACUCGCCAUGCCGACUGUCAGUGUGAAGCGCGAUCUGCUCUUCCAAGCCCUGGGCCGGACCUACACUGACGAAGAAUUUGAUGAACUAUGCUUUGAAUUUGGUUUGGAACUUGAUGAAAUUACUUCUGAGAAGGAAAUAAUCAGUAAAGAGCAAGGUAAUGUUAAAGCACAGGGGGCUUCCGAUGUCGUUCUUUAUAAAAUUGACGUCCCUGCCAAUAGAUACGACCUCUUGUGUCUGGAAGGAUUGGUUCGAGGACUUCAGGUCUUCAAAGAAAGGAUAAAGGCACCAGUAUAUAAACGGCUAAUGCCUAAUGGAAAAAUCCAGAAAUUGAUUAUCACAGAAGAGACAGCAAAACUACGCCCCUUUGCUGUGGCAGCGGUUCUCCGCAAUAUAAAGUUUACUAAAGAUCGAUAUGACAGCUUCAUUGAACUUCAAGAGAAGUUACAUCAGAAUAUUUGCAGGAAGAGAGCCCUGGUUGCUAUUGGUACCCAUGAUUUGGACACUUUGUCAGGUCCGUUUACAUACACUGCAAAGCGCCCUUCAGAUAUCAAGUUCAGGCCUCUAAAUAAGGGCAAGGAGUAUACAGCCUGUGAACUGAUGAACAUCUACAAGACUGACAACCACCUUAAACAUUAUUUGCAUAUCAUUGAAAAUAAACCCUUGUACCCAGUUAUCUAUGAUAGCAACGGUGUUGUCCUUUCAAUGCCUCCAAUCAUCAAUGGUGAGUUAUUUCUAAGCAUCUUGGUAUUUGCUGUUCUCCCUUACUCGCACACGUUUCUCAUUUUACUGAAUUUAUGGUGCGUUUUUUUUUUUCUUACAUUUUUUAUUUCUGGCUUUUUGUUUUUCAGAGUUGAAGCAACUGAGGUGGUUUUUCCUAAUGGAAAGUUACAUACCUUUCCAGAACUAACUUACCGAAAGGAGAUGAUCAGAGCUGAUCUAAUUAACAAAAAAGUUGGAAUCAGAGAAACUCCAGAAAAUCUUGCUAAGCUUCUGACCAGGAUGUAUUUAAAGUCAGAAGUCAUAGGUGAUGGGAAUCAGAUUGAGAUUGAAAUCCCUCCGACCAGGGCUGACAUUAUCCACGCAUGUGAUAUUAUAGAAGAUGCAGCUAUUGCUUAUGGAUAUAACAACAUUCAGAUGACUCUCCCGAAAACAUACACCAUAGCUAAUCAACUUCCUCUUAAUAAGCUCACUGAACUUCUCAGACAGGACAUGGCAGCCGCUGGCUUCACUGAAGCACUUACCUUUGCUCUGUGCUCCCGAGAAGACAUUGCUGAUAAACUUGGUUUGGAUAUCUCUGCAACGAAGGCAGUCCACAUAAGUAAUCCUAAAACAGCUGAGUUUCAGGUGGCACGCACUACCCUCCUUCCUGGCCUCCUAAAGACCAUAGCAGCCAAUCGGAAGAUGCCCCUUCCUCUGAAACUGUUUGAAAUCUCUGACAUUGUGGUAAAAGAUUCUAACAAAGAUGUAGGUGCAAAAAAUUACAGGCAUCUCUGUGCUGUUUAUUACAAUAAGAAUCCUGGGUUCGAGGUGAUCCACGGGCUGCUGGACAGAAUUAUGCAGCUGCUUGCUGUGUGCCCUGGUGAAGAUAAAGGCGGAUAUGUGAUCAAGGCAGCGGAAGGCCCUACUUUCUUCCCUGGGCGAUGUGCUGAGAUCUUUGCCAAGGGUCAAAGCAUCGGAAAGCUUGGGGUCCUUCAUCCUGAUGUUAUCACCAAAUUCGAGCUGACCAUGCCCUGCUCCUCUCUGGAAAUCAAUAUCGAGCCCUUUUUGUGAAGACGGAUCUCUGUUGUGUGAUUCUGUUCCCAAGUGUCCCUUUCUCCAUCCCUGGUGUCCUUUAGUCCUCCACAGGGAACAUCCGUUUGUGCUUUAAUGUUCAAUAAAGUCAGAUAGAAAGCACUGUC
Molecule: messenger RNA, 1921 nt
Organism: Otolemur garnettii (small-eared galago)
Lineage: Eukaryota; Metazoa; Chordata; Mammalia; Primates; Galagidae
Gene: FARSB
Product: phenylalanyl-tRNA synthetase beta subunit
Exons: 16
Coding region: 30-1793 (587 amino acids)
Biological process (GO): phenylalanyl-tRNA aminoacylation
Cellular component (GO): phenylalanine-tRNA ligase complex; cytoplasm
Molecular function (GO): magnesium ion binding; phenylalanine-tRNA ligase activity; ATP binding
Source: RefSeq, a predicted model, not a curated record